Molecule: messenger RNA, 2256 nt
Organism: Lytechinus pictus (painted urchin)
Lineage: Eukaryota; Metazoa; Echinodermata; Echinoidea; Temnopleuroida; Toxopneustidae
Exons: 5
Coding region: 277-849 (190 amino acids)
Source: RefSeq, a predicted model, not a curated record
AUGCAUUAUUGGUCAACAAAAGUGGGAAGCGAUCUUGAUUUGGACAAUGUUGUAAUAAUACAGAUAUAGAUCUCUCGAACUGCAGCUCGCCCCUGAGAGUCAUAUAGGCUUACGUUAAACCAAGAACGAUUCAGUUGAAUGAUUAACUCUCACUAACUCAAGAGAGGACUUCAGACACACUUCAAACGGGUUACACUAUACUCCCUGAAGAAUUUUGCUCUUUUGCCGGGUACUUAUAUAUUUAGCCGCCAUAUACAAGGACAAGGCCUAAGCACGAUGAAGGCAUUUCUCGUGACGUGCGUAUUCGUAAUUUGCACCAUCUCCACGGCCUGGGGGUGUGUAUCUGGUGCGGGUCCAUCGUGGGAGAUAGGCGGCCAGAAACCAGGCGGUGGAAGAAGCAAGCCCGGACAUGUCGGAACAGGUGAACCAGAGGACUCGAACACACCAGGCAUCCCCAUCGCCGUUGCGAGGUACUUUUCUGGAAACAUUACGAAGGAAGAAGCGUUUGAGAGUAUUGAGGAUCCUUUAGACCAAGACGAUCUUGUGUCAGUUGAUGAGUGGGUUGGUGCGGGUGGAUCCCAAAUGGAAUUCCAUUACAUGCUUCUCCGCCUGGAUUCAAAUGGUGAUAACCACAUCUCAUUGGACGAGCUCGAUGUUCAUAACCUACCGAGUAGAACAAACAGUGACCCCGUCGACGAGACUGCCCCUCGUUUGCUCGAAUACCGAGGCGUUCCCGAUGAAGAAACCUCCACCCCUGCGACAACCACACCGCGCCCGAGACGUCGAAGGCCCGGUCGAACUCGACCAGGAAGGCGUAAUUCGGGAAGACGCAACAGACCCCGUAGUUGAGCGAGAGCAAACAAUUAGGGCAUCAAAAUAAGAAGGGGGAAAUAGUGUGAGCGUGAUCAUCCAUGUUGAAGAACCGUCAAUGAAAAGUGCGUAACACCGGAUGAUGAUUACUCCUGAAUAACAUUCGCCAUUAAUAAUGGACUUUGAAUGGACUCAUGCCUCCCUUUCCCUUGAUUCGUGUUACCUUGUUUUCCUGCCCUCCCCUCUUUUGAUGAAAUCCCGGUUCCCCCAUCAACAUCGCUUUUCAAAGUUCGACGUGUGAUUUUAAAACUGAUAGCCUACCUCAAAUCAUCAUGAUUGAUAAUUAACAUGGGAACAGAUUAGUAGGGUAGGUAAAAGUGAAACCAACUUAAAGGAGAAUGAAACCCUUGAAACCAGCUGAAUCCAUAUCAAAGAGAAAAAUCAAAGAAACAUAUUGUUGAAAGUUUGAGGAAGAUUGAAUGAAUAAUAAGAAAGUUAUGAGCAUUCGAAUAUUGAGAUCACUAGUGCCAUGUAGAUCCUCCCAACGGCAAUGCGACCAAGAUCUGUGAUAUAACACACGUACAACUCCCUCAUUACUGUAGUACUUAUUUCACUUAUAUUCUCACUUUUAUAGAGUCUAUCUCAAGGUGAGGUGUUCUCGUUAUGAGAUGACAAGUACAGAGGUUUCACAACAUUAUAUAAUUGAUGAAUCGUUUGUCAUAUGAUUAGAAUGAGCAAAAAGAGAUGUUUUGGGGUAUAUUUUCAGUGUCCAAAUGGGAGAGUUGUACGUGUGUGACAUCACAGAUCUUGGUCGCAUUGCCAAUGGGAGGAUCUCCAUAGCAUUAGUGAUCUCGACAUUCAAAUGCUCAUAACUCUUUUAUUGCUAGUCCUAUUUUACUCAAAGUUUUGUUGAUCUUAUUCUUUGAUUUUUCUGCUUUCACAAAAGCUAACUUGCUCCAAGAGUUUCAUUCUCCUUUAAUGUUUCUCACAGACCUCAUCUGAUAAGGUUAUUGAUCCUAUAAAAGACAUCCUUUGAACAACACUCGAUGUACUAUCCGGAUAUCCGUGUUUUAAACAACCAACCUAAGGACCGAAUUCUUUAUCUUGCCGGUGUAAUAGCAACGCUAAUGGUUUUACAUAUUACUCGAGAUCUGGAGGAAGACAGAGUUUAUUUGCGUGGAAGAGCAAGAAAAUAAUUUUCUAUGACUAUAUGCAUUACCUGACGAUUCUCGAAAGAGACUGACAAAACAUAGCUCUUUCUUUUCCACUAUUAAUAGCCAUAGGUGAAGAAAUAUCUAUGCGUUGGUCAAAUCAUGCGUUAUUAUAUUAUUUCUGUACGCGUUACGUGAUUGGUUAAAACUCAAUCCUUGGUCAUCAACAGAAUGUUCCUUCUGUAUCAGAUUGUAAAUAUUAUACUUGCAUAUAAUAAAAUCAAAUUCCAAAACA